Rhopalosiphum maidis (corn leaf aphid) is the source of this 2877-nucleotide messenger RNA. RefSeq names its product putative mediator of RNA polymerase II transcription subunit 29. The transcript has 16 exons. Bases 399 to 2759 code for a protein of 786 amino acids. Gene Ontology annotation, cellular component: nucleus. Gene Ontology annotation, molecular function: zinc ion binding. Lineage: Eukaryota; Metazoa; Arthropoda; Insecta; Hemiptera; Aphididae. The record is from RefSeq and is a predicted model, not a curated record.
UAAUGAUUGUUUCGUAUUUUCUUUUGCAUGACUCGUAGUAACGCGCGUAAAUUAACGACGCUGGAUUGUAUCGGUAUUGUGUACGUAUCGCCACCAAAUAAUUAUGAUAUUUUAAAUUCUUCAUAUUUCCUUGUUGGGAAGUGCGUUUUGUCUCGAUAAUAAUAAUUCUACUCGGGUGGGUACAAAGAAGUUUCUCAUUAUCGGUCUCGGAUUAUUCGACCCAAACCACCGUGUUUCCGUUGCUCUGUUGAUUAUUGCGUUUCAUUGCGAUUCGCGUUUCAAUGUCCGUAUUUCUCAUAGCGCUGUUGCAGUUGUUCCACUCUGUUUCCGCUUUCCAAGCGUGUGUGUGUCGUGUGUGAUCUUGUGUUCCUGAACGCCGCCACAGCCAUUGUUCCACCAUGAACAACGACAUUUACAAGUGUCGAUUAUGCGAUCGCAUGUAUCAUGACAAGGAAGUCGUCAUCGAUUUAUCGUCGGAGGAGGCCAAGAAAGAACAAAUUACCUCCAAAAUACUCAGCGCCCUGUCAAUCAUAAUUACUGAUCAUGAUCCUACACCGAAGUAUAUUUGUAGGGUAUGCUAUGGGCAAGUUGAAGUAAAUUUUAGAUUUGCAACUACGUGUCGAAUAAAUAAUGCAAAACAUAUGGAAAAAUUAAUGAAUGUACCAUCAAAUGAUAUGCUUAGAAAAGAACAAAUUCAAUUCAUGAGAAUACCAAUUCAUGUUUUGUUUAAUAAAUACCAGUUUGAUAUGAAAGGAUUGUUUGAUGCAGUAACAAAGUAUUUGAAUGAUACUAAUGAAGACCCAAGUUCAACUCGACAUUUUGAAAAUUUUGACAAUUAUUUUGGUCUUAAUAACCACAGUGGUAUCACAAAUAACAUUGAGAAUGAUAAUCCUGUUGGUAAUGGAAUUCCAGAAAGCUCUUCAGUACUUGAUGUAAUAGAGCCUAAUAUUGACACAAACAAUAUUGACAAUAUUUAUAAUUCUGGCAUAAAUCCUUAUAAACGAUCUUUUAUAUUUAUACCUAUCGUAAAUGCAAAUCAAUUGAACCAUGCAGCUGAAACUAGCACGAAUAAAAAUGUUCAAUUCAACAAAAACUUUCCUAUUAAUUCUAGAAAUAAUGUAAACAAAACAAGUCAAUUUCGUGUACUAAGUAGACCAAUUUCAAUACUUAGAAACGGUCAAAUUGCUGGGACAAAAAAUAUUUCCCAAAAUAAUGGUAUUGCUGCAUGUCAAACUCAAUCUGCUGUGAAUAGUUUUGCCAUGCAUAAAAAUCAAUCUACUAUGAAUAGUCCUGCUAUAGUCCGAAAUACAAUAAAUAAUCAUAGUUAUAGUCUUCUCUCUAAAGAAAAUGGCACAACAAAUGAUGAUGACGUGAUUUGUUUGGAUGAUGAUGAUGAUGAUGAUGUUAUUAUUAAUGAUAAUAAUAAUAACGAUGGCUCACAAGCUUUUCAAGAUAAUAGAAUUCCUCGUAAUAUGUGGGUAAAUUCUAGCAAUGUACAAGCUAAUACCAACAAUAAAAAAACUUAUCAACGUAUAGACAAAAAUAACCCAAGAACAAAUCUCAUCACUUAUAAUAGAAAAUUAAUGCCUAUACCCGAAAAUGUACAAACGGAGAAUACUGAACAUUCUUCAAGUAUCUCAUGUGAAGAAAUGAUGAUUACUCCAGAUUUGGACUUCUCAACUUCUAAUUUGGGUUCUUCGUUAAAUGGAGAAGAUGAGGACUUUGAAGAAGUACCAUCUCAAGAAAACAACGAGAUAAUUGAAUCAUCAUUAGUUAUACCAGAAACUGAACCAUCAACAGAUUUACCACCGGGUGCUGGUAUCCAUUUUUUAUGUACUUCUAACGAUAACGAUAAAGUUGAAUUGACUAAAAAAAAAGAAGACAAUACUGAAAAAAAAAAACCAUCUGUAAGAAAAAGGAGAAAUCUUAAUACCAAAAAGGCUGUGCCUCCUAAAAAACAGUCUCAACAAAGUUCUACUGUUCAACAUUAUCAAAAAGCUAAAAAUCAAAUACCAACACCAUCUACUUCUACACAAACGACAGAAAGGUCAAACACAUCAUUAACAAAACCUAGGCCCAAGAGAGCAUCUGCUAUUGCAGCUACUUUUGAGAAAAAAAAUUCUGGUUUAUGGAAAUUAGGAAAACAUAUAGAUGGUUAUUGGGCGCCAGACACAGAACGUAUUUCAUUACCAUUGUUCCGAUGUCCAAUUUGUGAUGUAAUUUACUGGAGUAUUGAGUCACGUCAAAGACAUGAAAUGUCAGCCCAUUCAUCGCUGCUUAAUUCUAUAAAUAAAUCUGUAGUGAAUUCUGCUCCUUCAGCAGGAAAUGCAGCAUGUACUCAACAACUACAUCUUAUGAAUUAUUUGCAACUUCGCUUAGUAAAUAAUGAUGAACCAGAUGCAAUCAACCAUUUGGCCAAGAGAACACAUUUAUUGAAAGCACUCAAGAUUAUUGGACCCAAAACUAGUGGAUUUUUCAAGUGUAAUAGUUGCCCGUAUGAAACAAAUCUUAUGUUUGCUUUAUGGGCACAUAUGUCUUCCAAUCAUUUAAAAUCUGAUUUUGAAAAAAAAUCAUGUUUAUUUUGCUUUUUGUGCAAUCGCUCAGUUAGUAAACGUACAACAUUGCUCAAACAUGUAGACAAAUGUUCAAAAGAAACAUUAGUUGUUGAUAAUUCAUGUAAUCAAUUUGUCUGUACACUUUGCAAUCUUACCUUUGAUUCUUUAAUAAAACUUGAAGAUCAUACUUGGAGACAUAAGUAGUGAGUUACUAGUAAGGUUAUAAACAUUCAUAUUACUUAUAUAAUAUAUAUAUAUAUGGUAUAUAAUUUACAUAUUAUAUAUACAUAUGUAUAAUAUAUGUUUUAUAUCUGACCUUUGU